Paramecium pentaurelia is the source of this 289-nucleotide messenger RNA. Lineage: Eukaryota; Ciliophora; Oligohymenophorea; Peniculida; Parameciidae. The record is from the annotation of a GenBank genome assembly.
AUGUCAUAUUUUUUCUACUUUGAAGAACAAUAGAAUGAGAUUAUUGUUGGAAUUUUAGUAUUUUUAUCAAUCUGCCUGGUUGUAAUAUUAUAACUUUCACUGUAAAAUAAUAUAUAGCUUUAGAAUAAGAUAAAGUGCUAAAUAGAAAAUUAUAUAUGAACAAAGUUAUAUAAAAUAGUCUGUAGUGGAAUUUGAAUAAAAUAAAUAGUAGCUAACAAAAUAUCAUAUUUAAAAAUUGCAAUAGAAUCCUAAGUUUAAAGAAUGGCAAUCAUAUUCUUAAAAUAUUUGA